Molecule: messenger RNA, 1647 nt
Organism: Penicillium psychrosexuale
Lineage: Eukaryota; Fungi; Ascomycota; Eurotiomycetes; Eurotiales; Aspergillaceae
Exons: 11
Coding region: 1-1647 (548 amino acids)
Cellular component (GO): cytoplasm
Molecular function (GO): hydrolase activity, acting on carbon-nitrogen (but not peptide) bonds
Source: RefSeq, a predicted model, not a curated record
AUGGCCAAGUUCGAUUUGAUCAUCGUUAAUGGCAAGGUUGUCACGGCCAGCGAUAUCAGUAUUUGCUGCAUUGGAAUAAAGAAUGGAAAGAUCCGAGCUCUGGUUGAUGGGUUCACGGACGAGGAGAUAGAGGGAGUCAAGGUGAUAGAUGCACAGGGUGCGUAUGUUAUGCCCGGCGGCGUCGAUGCACAUGUUCAUCUAUGCCAGGAUUUGGAGACAGGACCCCAUGGCCUGGGCGGAGAAUGCGCCGAUAACUUUGAAACCGGCUCUAGAAGUGCAGUGGCGGGAGGAACCACGACUAUGAUUACCUUUGCAACUCAAACGCGGGCAGAAGAAGACCGCAGUCUGCUAAAUGUAGUCAAGGCAUAUAAUUCUCGGGCCGAAGCCACGGGUAGCUAUGCCGACUACGGCUUUCACAUUAUCAUUGUUCGAAACGACGCUGAUGUGUUGGAGAACGAGCUGCCAGUCUUGAUGAAAGACUGGGGUAUUUCUAGCUGCAAACUCUUCUUGACUUACGAGACCCAGAAAUUGACGGACUCGCAGCUUUUGGAUGUCAUGUUUGCUGCGAGGAAGAAUUCGAUUACCACCAUGAUUCAUGCCGAGAACGGGGAUAUGAUUCAGUGGCUCACAAGUAAGUCCAUGAGGGUACUUUCUCGUUCGAAAUUUAACAUCAAACUAGACAAACUCGAAAGCAAGGGAAUGGUCGCCCCGUAUUACCACGCCCUAUCCCGUCCGCCCUUGGUCGAAGCGGAGGCUACCAAUCGAGCUAUUGCCCUCGCUCACUUGAUCCAGAACCCAAUUCUAUUCGUGCAUGUUGGAUCCGCACUUGGCGCGGCCAAUGUGCGGAAGGCACAAACCAUGGGGCUCCCCAUUUACGCUGAAACUUGCCCACAGUACUUCCACCUCACCUGGAAUGACUUAAAACGCUUCCAUUCCCCUACGUGCUUUGAGAACAGCAAGAUGAUCUGCUCACCACCACCACCUCCAGAUAUAUCAGACCAGGAAGAUUUAUUUACUGGCCUUCAAAAUGGUACUUUCACCAUUUAUUCUUCAGAUCACUGUCCUUUCCGUUAUGAUCAUCCGAACGGAAAACCAUCCGGCGUCCUUGAGCAUGAGCCGAGCAUGGAGGGAGAGAAACACUGUCACGGAGAUGAGCUCCAGAAUCUCUUGGAGCGGAAAGAAGGUUCUUUUCGAUUAAUACCUAAUGGUAUUCCUGGGGUGGAGACUCGAUUGCCGUUGUUAUAUACUGGGGCUCUGGCAACCGGUCGGAUUACGGCUCAGAAGUUUGUUGAGCUCACGUCAACGAAUCCCGCUAAAUUGUAUGGUCUAUAUCCUACUAAAGGGACCAUUAUGCCUGGAUCCGACGCGGAUUUGGUAAUCUGGCAUCCUGACAAAGAUUUUACGCCUUUCCGCUUGACUAAUUCGAUGCUACACCACAACGUUGAUUAUACACCUUACGAAGGCAUGGAGUUUGUCAAUUGGCCCAAGUACACUAUUUUGCGUGGCAAUAUUGUCUGGGCUGAUGGUGAAGUGCAAGGGAAGCCAGGAGAUGGCAAGUAUUUGAAGCGUGGUCCAAGCCAGCUGAGCCGGUCUUUCUCCAAGACGAGUGCGGAUCCGCGCUAUGUUGCUUCUUGGCUCUACGAUUAG